CUAACAAUGUUGAACCUGAAUAGUCAGCAUAAGCGCACAGGAUAGCUGGCCUCACAGUUCCUAAAAAGAUGAUUGCUUUGAGAUGGAAGCCUCCGCAUUGACUUUCUGUUAAAUGUUGGAUUCUUACAUCUUUGGAUGUGACUCUUCUAGAAUUGUCUACUGCUCGAGUUAAAAAGCUCUCUGUAACUGGAACAGUGUUUCUGAGUCACUAAAAACUUGGGCUGCUUCCCACAUGGUGUCACGUCUGCUUUACUUGUUCCACAGCAUCGGAUUUUGGGGAGUUUUGCUGUCUGCCCCUGUUUGACCUUUGCGCCUGCACUCCUCCCAUAUCUAUUCAUCUGUGAGAACUUGAUUCAACACACAGCUGUCUAAAAGAUGGAUCUGAGGUCGAAACAACUCUCUGCACUGACUUGUCUACUCUUUGUGUCAUGCUGUUGUCAUGGUGGAAAUAUCCUGGUGGUGCCCGAGGAUGGCAGUCACUGGGUGAACAUGCAAUUCAUUAUGAGAAAUCUCCACACCCACGGCCAUAGCCUCACAGUGGUGCGUUCGUCUAAAAGUUGGUACAUCCAAGAGAAUUCCUCCCUCUACAACACCAUCACCAUCAACCCACCGGAGGCCGAAGACGUCGGCCCUGACUGGUUUAAGUUGUUGAUAGAGAGGUCGCUAGCACUGCAAACGAUGUCGCCCUUCGUUCGUUUCUUUGAACAACAGAAAUAUAUCGCCAACAUGCUCAAAGUGUUUCACAACGGAGCUCUUCAAAUGAUUUCCACCAUUUUGGAUGAUGCAUCGCUUGUCGAACGCUUGCGAGACGCCAAGUUUGACCUGCUUGUAACAGACCCGGCAUUCCCAAUUGGAGUCCUUUUGGCCAAUUUCCUGCACCUUCCCUUGGUUUACAAUGUACGUUGGAUAAAUGCUGGGGAUGCUCACAUGCAAAUCGCUCCAUCCCCUCCAUCCUACAUCCCAAUGUAUAAUUCAUUGUUCCACGACCACAUGAGCUUCAUGCAACGGACUGAAAAUUUCCUACGGCAUCUGGUCAGCCUUCUUCAGGAGCGAUACAUAAUCGUGCCAAUUUACAGCAAACUGCUUGAGCGCCACUUCCCGCCUGGCACUGACCUUCUCUCAGUGCAACAAUCUGCUGACAUUUGGUUGAUGAGAGUGGACUUUGUCUUUGAUUUUCCACGACCCACCAUGCCUAACAUGGUCUACAUCGGUGGCUUUCAAUGUCAGCCGGCUAAAGCCCUUCCCGAGGAUCUGGAAGAGUUCAUGCAGAGCUCUGGAGAGCAUGGAGUAGUUGUCAUGUCUUUAGGAGCUGUGGUCGGUGCUCUCCCUAAAACGAUCACUGAGGCCAUCGCUGCAGCCUUUGCUGAGAUCCCUCAGAAAGUCGUGUGGAGCUACCAUGGGGAACGACCCUCGACCUUGGGAAACAACACUUUACUCCUAGAGUGGUUUCCUCAGAAUGAUCUCCUGGGCCAUCCGAAGACUCGCGUGUUUGUAUCUCACGGCGGCACCAAUGGUAUCUUUGAAGCGAUUUACCAUGGAGUCCCGAUCUUGGCGUUACCGAUACUCUUUGACCAGUUUGACAACGCUGUGCGGCUGCAGGUUCGAGGUGUGGCUCGAGUGCUUCAAGUCUCAACGCUCACGUCGCAAGAAUUCCUCGAAGGCCUCAAAGACCUCCUGGAGAACCCGCUGUACCAAAGCAACAUCCGCAAACUGUCAGAGUUGCAUCACGAUCGGCCCUUGUCUCCUCUUGAUAGUGCCACUUUUUGGAUUGAGUAUGUCAUGAGACACAAAGGAGCAGCUCAUCUUCGCUCUGAGGCUAAUAAUUUGCCUUGGUACUCGUACCACAUCCUAGAUGUGUUGGCAUUUCUACUGGCGUUCACUGCGAUUGCUCUUUUGACCUCAGUAUAUGUCUGCAAGCUUUUGUGUUGCAGGAAGUCAAUCAAAAAGAGGAAGGUGGACUGAGCUGAACUUUUGACUAAUUGCAAAACUGGGUGAAACUAAAUUAAAUGUCAUGCAGUUUGCAAAAAUCUUUUUCCUUUCCAACUAUGGUCCAUUCAAGGUUUCACAAUGAAAUCUGAUUUCCCAAGUUAUGAAACCUCUGCUGAUAAAUGCAUUCUGGCCGAGGACAUGGGUUUGAUUCCCAGGGGAGUGUUAGAUGAGGUAUUAACAAGUAUAGUUCUGACUUUAUGGUUGUGACUGCUAAAAACAAACGAAUGUAGAUGGAAUAAUACAGCAUAUACGUAUACGUUGUAC
Molecule: messenger RNA, 2253 nt
Organism: Pimephales promelas (fathead minnow)
Lineage: Eukaryota; Metazoa; Chordata; Actinopteri; Cypriniformes; Leuciscidae
Gene: ugt5g1
Product: UDP glucuronosyltransferase 5 family, polypeptide G1
Molecular function (GO): UDP-glycosyltransferase activity
Source: RefSeq, a predicted model, not a curated record